Molecule: messenger RNA, 6023 nt
Organism: Plutella xylostella (diamondback moth)
Lineage: Eukaryota; Metazoa; Arthropoda; Insecta; Lepidoptera; Plutellidae
Biological process (GO): adenylate cyclase-activating G protein-coupled receptor signaling pathway
Cellular component (GO): membrane
Molecular function (GO): G protein-coupled receptor activity
Source: RefSeq, a predicted model, not a curated record
UCAAUCGUGCUCAGUGCCCGGCGAGCCGCCGUCGAGGACGGUCGUGUGCGGCCCCCCUCCCCCCCGCGCUCGCGAUGUGCCACGUGAAUUAUUCCGAGUGUGUGUUGUGCUGGUUUGUGUGAAUUUUGAGCAGGACGGUGAUUGGUCGGGAUUGGAUGGCUGCGUUCAAGAUGAUGUCUGUGGCUGGCGUGGUGGUGCUGGCGCUGGCUCUGGGCGGGGCGCGGGGGACGCGGGGUGGCACGGGCUGCGGGGGGCACCUGCAGGGCCCGCACGGCGUCAUACAGACGCCCAACUUCCCCGACGCCUUCCCCGUGCCCAUCCGCUGCAAGUGGGUCAUCUCGCACGCCACGCCCAACGGCACCAUCUCCAUCUACUUCACGCAGCAGUACACCACGAGCGGCCUCACCUUCACCGAGUACAUCUACUACGAUGACUCGUACAAACUCGGGGAGAGGCCGGCCUUCACUGUUACUGAGGAAAACAUCACGAGGGUUAAGUGGCUACAGGUCCAAAGUCCAUACCUAGUAGUGGAGUUAUCCUUGGAUGCCCUGGAAGGCACCCAGCUGCGGGCGCUGGGGCUACUAUCAGUGUUUGGUCUGAACAUUACGUACGCGGUGACCCCUCCCCCCGCGCCCGUCCCGCCCGCACCCUCACCCCCUGCCUCGUCCUGCAGUGCGCUUGAGUGCCGCUUGCUCGGCCAUUGCUAUGCUACUUGGGAUUAUAGGCAGUUCUACUGCUCGUGCUUCGAGGGCUACUCGGGCGCAGACUGCGGCGCCGGCCCGCUCUGCGCGCCCAACAUGUGUAUGAACGGAGGCGUCUGCAGACAGAUGGGGCUGGCUGCAGUCAGCUGUAUCUGUGCUCCCGGCUUCAGCGGGGACCUGUGUGAGACGCAGAUACCACCCGAAUGCGGUAUUGAUGAAUGCCUGGAUGGCUGCCGAGACGAAAUGUCGUGUGACUGUAACCCGCGAGACAGCGACACAACAUCAGCCCGCUUCGAGACCAAAAUACAGGUGAUGGACCAUGUGAAUAACACAAACAUAUCGCAAGAAAUACUCACUCAUUUGACUGCAUACUUCAAAGCAUCAAAUAUAACGUUAGAUGAUGAAAUAGAAAUCUUAAAUUUAAGCUCACCCGACGCGUCCGGGGCGCGUUCAGUGGCUGUCCGCGUGUGGGGCGCGCGCCGCUCGGCCGCCGCCCUGCGCGCCGCCCUCGCCCGCCUGCCCGCCGCCCGCCGCUCGCGCCUGCGCGUGCUGCCUGCGCCCGCGCAUGUCGACAUGCAGCCGGCGCUUAGCUUGCAUGCCCUAACCGUUAACCAGCGUUCGGAAGUAUGGGAGGGGUCAGAGUUUAUACUGAGCUGUACUGCUUAUGGGUCUCCGGACACACGCUUCACCUGGUAUAAAGAUGGAGUGAAAAUUAACUUCAACGGAACUUUAAGAGACAUCUGGACGCGCACAGUCGCCGAAGACGCCCUCGGCCGCCGCAUCUCUGUGCUGGGCGUGUCGGAGGCGCGGGCGCUGGACGGCGGGCGCUGGGCGUGCGGCGCGGACGACGCCGGCCGCCGCCGCUGCCGCGCGCUCUGGCUCGCCGUGCUGCGCCCGCCCGAUGUGCGGCUGCUGCCCUCUACCUUGACUGUCAAUAAGGGCGACAACGUCAGCAUCACGUGUCUGGCGGGCGCGAGCCGCGUGCACGGCGCGCUGGGGUUCAGCUGGGCGCGCGAGCGGACGCUGCUGCCGCUGGUGCCGGGCCGCGAGGUGUGGGAGGACCUGUACCCGGCGGGGAGCGUGCUCAAGCUGUAUAAUGUACAGAAGUCAGGUGAGUACCGGUGCCAAGUGUCCUCCAUAGCUGGCACCACAGCCAAGAGCGUGGCUCUGUGGACCGUGGGAACCCACGACGAACACUGCGAGCACGGGGCGUCCAACGGAAUCAGAUGGCCGAAAACUGCUCCCGGCGCUUACGCGUCUGUAUCCUGCCCUACUGGAUAUGUUGGAGAAACUACUAGGUUUUGCGAACCGAAGAGCGUACAUUACGGAGUCAAAUGGAGAUUACCAGAUUUUUCGGGGUGUAUUGCAGAGUCUUUAAAAAAUAUCUAUGAACAGUUUGUAAAAAUUAAGUACGGCUAUUCUUGGGAAGAAGUCUCAUCAGUAGCUCAGAAGUACAGCGCAGUGCUUCGCUCCCUCCCAGCGCUGCCAGGUGAUGGUGCCAUCCCGCUCCAACACACGGCAGAUAUGCUUCACUAUCUCCACUCCACAGCGUCUAAGCCUAGAGAAGGAAAAAGAAGUGCUGAGCAUCUUCUAAAGAUCUACAAUACACUUUUGAAACACCCUGAUGCCUUUCUGGAUGAGCAGAAAACUUAUCAACUCCAGAACAAUCUGGUUGAAACAAUUGCCAUGAAAGCACACAUGCAUGAAGAGUUCCAAGAAUUCUUGGUAAUGUCCAAGCCAGUACAGGAUGACAAUGCAGCCCAUUUUAAACUUCCAUUAAAAAGUUCUGGUAACGAAGAAUGGAUAAUCGCGUCAGCUGGAGUUGAACUUGUGGAAAGGGCGGGAAAUGCCUCUAUUAUUGCAGUUUUGUAUAAUAAUUUAGCUUCGCGGCUUCCAUCUCUCAGGUCUUCUAUUGAAUACAAGAAUGGACGAGAAAUUGAAUAUCUUUUAUCAUCGCAACAAAUUCAAUUGUCAGCUACUGGAACUGAGGUCGAUACUUCUAUCCUCCAUACAGUUUCCUUAUUAUUCACACACAUCUACAAUUAUUCGGCUGUCGCUUCCAAGCUAGCCUGUGCCCUAAGAUCUCAAUCAGAGCCUGGAGCAUGGUACACCAAGGCUUGUGAAGUUCAAAUUCCGGAACCGAAAUACAUCACAUGUCGCUGCCAUGGACUCGGGACUUACGCUCUGUUCACAGUAGCCAGAUCAACUCUGACAGAAGCUGAAAAGGACCUACGUGGUGUCGUGAAGAUAACAGCUGGGAUCGGAGGAGCGAUGGGUUUGGCCGUGGCAGGACUACAACUACUUGGUCUUGUUGCCAAUAAAAAUGUGAAGCUGCCGAUACUGCUCAAAGCUACAACAGCUGGAACCCACUCCGCUGCAAUGCUGACGCUAUUGGAGUGUGACACUAGACAGGAGGCGGCGUGUCCGGGCGUGUGGGGCUGGGUGUGCGCGGCGUGCUGGUGCGCGGGGUGCGCGGCGCUGUGCGCGCAGCCGCUGCUGCUGCAGGCCGAGCUGGCGGGCCGCCCGCAGAACGCACCCACUGUUGGGCUGCUUGCUGGUGUAUGCAUCCUAGUCUGGCUAACCGCACGCCUCUGGGGAGGCCCCCCUCUUCAACUGGGGGCACCGGCCCAACUAGUCUGCGCGUGCGGCUCAAUACUACUGCUGAUUCUGUGCUUCGUCCUCGCCAUCUGCGCGGCUCUUAGACUGAGAACCAUCACUUACAAAGUUCCUGUGGAAAGGAGGAGCUAUUUAAAUGAUAGACAAAGAGUAAUCCGGCAUACAGUGAUGCUGCUGGUGACGACGACUAUGGCGCAGAUGGCCGGCAUAGCGUACGCGCAGCCGGGCGAGCGGCAGACCGCCCACGUGAUCUCAUUGGCUGUAGCCGCCAUUACUAAUGGCAUAGCGCUGGUGGUGUGCUACGUGGUCUGCGACGACGCGUGCCUGGUGGCGGCGCGGCGCGCGCUGUCGCUGGCUCCACACCGGGACUGGGAGGACGCCCCGGCUGCCGGAGACACUUCGCUUAACCUGUACAUAAAGCAAGGCGGCGAGGUGGAAAGCCGCGGCGGCGCGGUGGACAGCUCGUCCUCACAAAUAUCUCCUGUAGCCUCGUACUGGCAGCCACACCCUCUGGACAGUACUGAGGGCAUGUACAGGCGAAUGUCAACGCCGAGCAGAAGAGACUGUGAUAUAGUGAGAUGCGUUGAGUACGCAGAAUGUUCCGCGCGGCGCGUGAGCACGACCAGGGCUCUGUGCGACCUGGUACCACGCGUGCCGGCCUGCGCGCUGGACGUGCGGCCAUGCACGCCACACAACCACUGCGCGCUCUGCACGCGCUCCAACCCAGACGUCUCCACACCAGACCAGCAACCUAUAAAGAGUUGCCUAAAAAAGUCGAGCCUCCACCAAGAGUUCUCUUCAAGCACGUCUCUACCGUCUAUGGACGUUGAAAAGAAGUCAAACAUAGAACUAGUGAACAAACAGUGGAACAAGGCGUACGACUCGCCGGACACGGAGAAAGUUCUCAGUGAAAUAUCCAGUGAUUUAAACUUUUUGCUGAACAAACCAGUGAUUAGUAGUAAUGUUUUAGAUCAAAUAGAAGAAGCGCCGACUUAGGAGGUUACGUUAUUGUGUGUAGGUUUAAAAGUGUUGUGAAAAAGAACGGUGUCGCUAGUUGGUGUAGUAUCGUGGCUGAUUCUACAACAGAACCUAAAUUAAGAGCUUCAAAACCUAUUUCUUACGAUGUCCAUUUGGUACAGUUGACUCCAUAAGUAAUUACACUUUUGUAUUGUAUCUUUAUCUUAUCAACACCAAAGUUCGAAAACCGUCAAUGAAGUACUUAAGUAUACGAUUGACAGGACAGCAUUUAUAUGUAACAUUUCAUGGAGUCGAUUGUAUUUAUUCUAUUGGUCUUCUAUGUGUUAUUGUGUCGUCUUUAAGUUUCCAAGUCGUAAAUUUAUGUUUUGUUGCUUCAUAAUCCGCCCUAUUGUCUGUAGGGUAACGUAACGUACCUUGGGACGCUUGUACCUCGGGACAAUGAUUUUAUUUUUAAAACUGGCAAAUUUAACAAAGUAUCAUUCUACCCUAUGCGUAGUGUUUUACUCGCUUGGCCAAACUAGUGAGUCUCGUGAUCAUACCGGGAUCGAGUGUGAGGUGAAGACAACAUUAAGUUUUUUGGAGACAAAAUUUACUUUUGUAUAGUUUUUUGAGUUGCUUUAUCUCAUUGAGGCAUGCUCAAAAUUGAGACAUGGAUAUCACGUAUAUAUUUUCAGUUAUUUCAUUUUUAUGAUACGGCAAUUAUCUGAAAGAUUCCUAACAUAAAAAUAAAGAUACUGAUUUUUUUGUUAAAAAUUGCUUUUUUGUACCUUAGGACACGAUUAAAUUUGUACCUUGGGACACUAUUUCCUAUGGUUUUGUACUAUGGAGACUGCUUACUUCUAAAUUACGUCUGUUCUUAUAAGUGGCAGAGUGAAACUGGAAUGAAGAGAGUUGCAGUCAGUCUGGAACGUUUGAAACAAGCAGUAGAUAAAGUAAAAACAGGAGAAAAUAUUCCUAUUUAUUUUAUAUAAAGUGAAUGUUCCUUUUUGUAACGUAAGAUUCAUACAUAAUCGCAAAAUAUAAUUUCGUUAUAAAGUAAUGAUAAUAUGAUGUCAAUGUAGUUAUAAAAUUUCGAUGAUUACAGGACUUUUUGCUAAAAAUAUUAUAAAUCAAUUUGUAGCAAAGUACACUUAAGAGUGUCCCAAGGUACAAACUUGUAACGUACCUUGGGUCAAAACAAGCAUUUUUACUUUUAUCUUAAUUUCAAAAAAUCUGGCCACUCCAAAGCUCCACCACAAAUACUAGUGAUAAUAGAUUAUAUAUCCUACCGAAUAAAGUAAAUUUCACAUUAAUAUCUUAGUUGUACGCUGCAAUAUCUUCAUUCAAAGUUGGGGUAGUCGAAAGUGUCCCUAGGUACGUUACGUUACCCUACAUUUAGUUCUGUUAGCACAAAGUUUUUGAAAGUAAAAUACGCAAAGACAAAGUUUAAUAAUUAAGCGUUGUACGAGUAUAAUUAAUGAUUAUUACAGUUACAAAAGACUUAGUAUUAUUUUAAUUGUGAUAUUAUUUUUAGAACUUUAUCAUUAUUUUAUAUCACAAUACACGUCACCACAAAAAAACACAAUUUAUUAUUAAUUAUGUACAUUUUAUAUUUUAUAAAUGUUGUUGAAUGUUCAUCACAAUCUAGUUUGCUAAACCGAUGUUUAGUUUAAGUUUUAUGAUAAUACUUAACUGACAUUUUGCAUGAGUAUAGAAUAUUUUUGUAUGUAAUAAAGUUUUAUAAUUGGA